CGUGUAUUGUUUUCAUUGAUUGUUGUUUAUUUCUUGAUUAAUUUUAAUUUUUUUACGUGUAAAUUGUCUAAUUAAAUUAAAUUUUUUAGUGUGACUCAUCAUAUUUUGAUAUUUUGGUUAAACUUGUUGAUCUGAGUCUCAUUGGCUGAUUCCCAGCAUCAUGAGUAUUUCUUCUGACAGUUCUCGAACAAAUUUACGGCCAAAAGUGACAGGCCUAUCACCUAAGGAGGGAGUUCCCGGUACAAAAAUUAUCAUCAGAGGAGAAAAUUUCGGAAGAAAUGCAGAUGAUUUAAUUGAAUUGACCAUAUGUGGCGUUAAUUGCUUAAUGUAUGUCGAAUGGAUAAAUAAUAGCAAAAUCUUGACAAGAAGUGGAAAAUGUGAUGGGUUAGGUGAUGUCAUUAUUACAACUAUCUCCGGUGGAACUGGUACUUGUACGGUUCAAUUCCGUGGUUUACCCGACAUAGUUAGUCCAACUAAAGAUUGUUCGGUUUGGAUCAAUGAAGAAGAUUAUUUCAGUUUAGGUAAAGCAAAUCAUGGUUUAGGUAGUACAACUUCUCCUGGACUUUAUGCAUCUGAUCCUCUUGGGCUGCUUCCAGAAGGAACUGAAGCUGUUAAAAGUGCAUUAGGAGAAAAUGUUAUUCGCCAAUUCUUCCCGGAAGCUCUUAGUCAGGAUAAAAGUGAAAAAGGAUUUGGCAAUGCCUUCUCCCAUGAUUUCAUUCCAGUUUGGUAUCUUCUUGAGAACCAUAGUACUGCUUCUUUUGACGAUCUGGUUACUGGUUUGGAUCGAUUAAAAGCGCGAGUUAAUCAAAGAACUCCAUCAACAUCUAGUCUUGGUCCAUUGCAAUUACUUAAGCCAAAUGUUUUAGCUAUCAUUGAAUGUUUGGAUGCUUUGAAAACUGUUCACAUCAAUCUAAAGAAACAUAAACAAGAAAUGGGUUCAGAUCUUACAUAUAAAGUUGAAGAAUUGAUUAAGAAAUCUCUUUCUGAAGCUCAUAUAAUUUUCGAUUCUGUAUUAGCUCGUAAAGAUCUUGCUGAUUCAACAAGGAAUGCUUUGAAUGUUUUACAACGUUAUCGUUUUCUAUUCAACUUGCCUGCUACAAUUGAACGCAAUAUAACAAAUGGAGAAUAUGAACUUCUGAUUAGUGAUUACAAUCGAGCUAAGGCGCACUUUGCAGACACCCAAGUCAGUGUGUUCAAGCGGGUUUUCUCUGAAGUGGAACAAAGAAUUAUUAAAUUCAGAGAAAAGUUACAAGAUUUACUUAAUAAAGGAUGUCUAAACCAUGAAAAUCGAAAUAUUGAUGAAAUCAAAAAACUUAUUCAAUAUUUGCUGAGCUUGGAAGCCCCAGGUAAUCCUGCAUGGGAUUCAAUUGUAAAAAUCAAAGAAACAUUAUUAUCCGAGAUGAAAGAGUGCCAUUGUAAAUAUGUUGAGAUGUCAAAGUUACCACAGAUAAUCUCAAAAGAUUCACCUAAUUUCCUGUCGGAUGGCGAUUCUGAUGUUCAAGGUCCUCCGAUCAUUCAAUUUAUUGAAGAGUUAACCACAAUUUUUACUACAUCAUUCGCAGAUCUAGUCAAACUAGGUACUGCUUAUUUGGAUGGAGAUUUUAAUACCAAAGAGUCACAAAGAGAAUUGGAACUGAAAGAGACAAAUUUCAAUACUGAAAUGGUUCAAAAACCUAUUUUACUUGCCGUUAAUCUUAUAAGAAGCGCACUUCUCCCUGGAUCCAUCAUCAGCCUCGGACCUGACUAUGAAACUUGGCCAGCUAGUGCAGCCGAUGAGAGCUUUUUUGUUUGGCUUCCUAGAUGUUUAAGAGUUUGCAGUAACUUUUACAGAGACCUGACGAGAAACGAUCUUCAACCGGUUGUUUAUCAACCUAUUCAACAAUUAAUCACCGAUCUCAGAGUUCAUUCCUUAGUAUCUCUAUUUAACCAAGCAGCUGAAGAAGUUAAACAACUUUCUACUAAAGAAAAUUGGGAAAUUGUUUCUGAUGAUUCUUCAGGUACUCGAACUCAACUUCCUCUUUUAUUUGAAGCUAAAGUUAUUGAAAUAUUGCAACUAGUUCGAGAAAAUAUCCUGCAAACCACUACACAUGAGGAAGUUGACAUCUUUAGCAAAAUUAAUGUUCAGGGUCGGAUGAAACAACUUGCACAAAAUUUAUUACAAGCUUUUCUAUUAGCCUUAGAAAAGACUUACAAAAAUCCCGUAUCACCUCCUUCUCCAAGUGACAAAGAAAGGACAAUUGACGAAGAAGACAGAUGCUUAGUUGUUAUUUGCAAUUGCAGUUUUACAACUAAUCAAGUGAUGCCAAGAUUACAUGAAAGUUUUGAAAAAUACAACUAUCCCGAUAUGACGAUGGUUAUCAAAGUUAUCCAGAACAAGUAUCGAGACUUGGAAAAUAAAUUAUCUUCAUCAUUUGUUGAUAAUAAAUGUGAUUUGGUGAUAAAUGGUUUGAAACCUUCAAUGUAUACUGUUGCAAAUGAAUGGUACACUGGAACAAGUAAACCAUCUGAAGUCAAUUACUACAUAAAAGAAGUUAUUGGUUUGAUCAUCGAAGUUCAAGCAAAAAUUUUUCUCGUUGCUCCAUCCUUGGUGCGUAAAAUGGUCAGCCAAAUAAUAGAAGCAACUUUGGAAGAAAUAGCUACUUUAUUCCAAUCAGUGUCCGACCGUUUAACAGAUGCUGGAAAUAUUCACGCUCAAGUUGAUUUAACAGCCUUGGAAUAUGUCUUCUCUGAUCCCGAACAUUUUGAAACUCCAAAAACUGAUAAACUUUUGAAGAUGGCUCGUUCACGUUUAAGACCUGUCUCGUCUUCUUCAGAUCAAAAGUUAAUCUUAAAAAUUUUGAAUCGUUUCAAAUCAUCUAUGCAACUACAACUAUUAUGCUUCAAAUGGGCGUCCGAUAGUACUGUAAUCAUCGUUUAAAUUUCCUUUCAUCCACUCUUACUAGUUAAAUAGCUAUUCAUCUAUUCAUAUAAAAUAGGAAAUUCAUGUUGAUAAGAAAGGAACUCAGUAAGAUGAAACAGAUUAUAAUCGUCGGAUCUUUGUUACUCCCUUAUUCCCAUUGUUAAAAAAAUUAUCAAUUAAACAACUCUUAUACGGGCUAUAGUUAUUUA
This is a messenger RNA of Tetranychus urticae (two-spotted spider mite), 3108 nucleotides long. It is a transcript of the gene Sec5, whose product is annotated as exocyst complex component secretory 5. NCBI's taxonomy places the organism in Eukaryota, Metazoa, Arthropoda, Arachnida, Trombidiformes, Tetranychidae. Gene Ontology annotation, cellular component: exocyst. The record is from RefSeq and is a predicted model, not a curated record. Gene Ontology annotation, biological process: exocytosis; Golgi to plasma membrane transport.